This is a messenger RNA of Symbiodinium sp. CCMP2456, 864 nucleotides long. The record is from the annotation of a GenBank genome assembly. NCBI's taxonomy places the organism in Eukaryota, Dinophyceae, Suessiales, Symbiodiniaceae.
AUGGAUGCCGAACAGAUCUGUCGGUUCUUGAUGAGUCGAGUCCGCGUGCCGGCAGCAAAGAGGGAUGACUGGGGGCAAAGCCCUCUGUUCUACGCAGCUAGACAAGGACACACAGAGCUUUGUGCUUAUUUCGUGGAGAAAUUGGGCAUGAGUGUCCAUCAAGCAGAUAAGUCGGGGGAUACGCCACUUUUCUACGCAAUGGAAGCAAAAAAGACCGACACGGUCAUUUACUUGCUCAGAAAGGGCGCGUCGCUCGGAGUCAACAACAAGAGCUUCGAGUCGCCAGAAAGCCUCGCACCGGUUGAGGUGGCUCGCGAGCUGCAGGCCCGGAUGAAGGAGUGGGUCGAACCAUUGAAGGCCUCGUCUCCGGAGAAGUCGGGAGACUCAAGAAAGCGGAAGAGGCCAGAAGAGGAGGAGGUUGAGGAGCAAGGAUCAGCCGCAGAGGGGCCUCAAGCCCUGCAGGAAUGGGUGGCACAGCCGGCGAAGUUGCCGAAGAAUUGGAGGACCCAGUUGGCUCGAGAGAAGCUAAGACGAGAACCGGCAGUCCUGGCAGAAAACACGAAGCACAAGGUGACGCUGGUCACCACCGACGCCCUGGAGGAGGUGCGAGGCCUGGAGAAAAUGCUCGUGGCUGACCAAGCCGGCCUCUUCAAGAAGAAGCUCUUCGUCCGGUCUUGCAGAGCAGCGGACUUCUGCUUGGCCUUGGGGGCCUACGUGGCUCGGGACAAAGAGACCGAGCAGAUCGUAGGAUUCCUGCACGCGGACAAAGGCGAGAAGGAGCUGCUGAUUGGGCACCUCAAGGUGCACAAUGACCAUCAGGGCAAAGGUGUGGGAAAACUGUUGAUGCAGGCUGCGGAGACGCAG